AUGUUGAGCAAUUUGAUUUGGAUGUUUGUCCUGCUCUGCAUCUCUGUAGCAGAUGAAAACUCCAUCAGAGACGCUGACAUUUUUCCUUCAUCUCCUGAAAUUGAAAGAGGAUCCUCCCUGAAACUAUCCUGUGUUCUUAGAAAGAACUACACACCACAGAGAAAUGCAAGCCACAUCAUUUGGAAAUUGAAUAAUGAAUUGAUUGCUCCAGAAAACUAUAACAUUGUGAAUAAGACUGUAUCUAAUAUAACCAUCCAUAAUUUCACUUACAGCAUAGCUAAUGUAGAAUGUUUAAUUAAGUACUCGGACAAGGAACUACCUUUGGCUCACACAGAAGUUAAAUCUGGCUUUCGUCCAGACAUGCCAGAAAAUAUUUCCUGCAUUUAUUUCUAUGAUGUUAACCUUACCUGUACCUGGAAUGCAGGAAGAAAAACAAGUCUUACGACAAACUAUACUCUUUACCGAAAACUGAUGUCUUCUCCAGAUUUAGUUAAACCCUGCCCGGCUGUAACAGAGUCGUGUUCACUUUCUCAUUCUGACAAUGUUUAUAGUAAUGAUUUUUGUUUUCAAGUGGAAGCUAAAAAUGUUUUGGGUGCAUCCUUAACAGAGUGUGUCCCUAUACCUUUGCAAAAAAUAGAGAAAUUUGCCCCUCCUGAAAUCAUUUCAGUUAAAAAAAUCCCUGGUAUAAAGCAGUUACUUACAGUAAGCUGGAAAAUGCCUGAGAAGAUUAUCCCUUUAAAACAUAUUAUUUGCCAGGUUCAAUACAGAAACUUGUAUUCAAACUUUACCGAAUUUGUCAAUGUCUCACUGAAUUCUAAGAAGAAAAUAGGAUCAUGUAAUCUCACAGGUCUGUGGGACUCCACAGACUAUUCUGUUGCCAUUCGGUGUGUCAAUAAUGAGUCAGCAUUUUGGAGUGGAUGGAGUGGAGAGAAAAAUGAAAGCACAGAAGAAAAUGCUCCUUCAGGAAAAGUGGAUUUGUGGAGAGUAAUUGAGUCUUCACGCUCAUCUAGAAAUAGAUCUGUACACCUUAUGUGGAAGCCAUUAAAAAGCUUUCCGCCUUCUGGGAGAAUUCUAGGCUACAAAAUACAGUAUUUUCCAGAAAACAAGGCUGCACAUAAAAGGACAAACUAUUCUACUGAACAGAAAAUGACCUUACUUUUAAAUGAAGAGGCACAUAUAAUAUCUGUCACUGCUUAUAACUCUGCUGGAGAGUCUCCUGAAGCUAUUUUGAGGAUUCCAUCCACUGAUGAAAAAUCCUCUCAGAUGAUUGAAAAAGUGGUGACCUCUGCAACAAAUGAAGAAGUGGUGGUGCAGUGGAUAACCUCUGAACCAGAAACAACCAAAUACGUGGUUGAGUGGUAUGAGGAAUUGGAGAUGGACCCUUUUGGUAGAUCAUGGCAAUAUGUAUCAAAUUCUACAAAGUGGAAAAGUAACAAAAAAAACUUUAAACCAUUUAUAUGCUAUAACAUCUUUGUGUAUCCUCUUUAUGGAAGUAAUGUAGCAGCUCCAUCUUACACACAAAUCUAUGCUGAAGAAAAAAAGCCAUCAGAAGGACCUGUGGCUGAUACAGGCAUUCUGGGGAAAAAUGAAGUUACAAUAAAGUGGAAUGAGAUUUCAAAGGCUAAAAGAAAUGGAUUUAUCACUAACUAUACAAUAUUUUAUAAACCCAAAAAUGGAAAAGAAUUGAAUGAAACAGUGAACUCUGAUGUUCUACAAUACAGACUGAAGUCCUUACAGGCUAAUACACAAUAUACUGUUCAGAUUAUGGCAAGCAACAAAGCUGGGGGAACCAUUGGAGAGCCAAAAACCUUCAAGACUUUAAAACUGGAUAAAGAAGAUAUCUUUUUUAUUGCUAUACCUGUUGAGAUAAGCAUUUUGUGUCUGAUAGGCCUUUGGAUAACGUGCGUUUUGAAAAAACACGUGUUUAAAAAGGUUUGCUGGCCUGAUAUACCAAAUCCUGAAGAAAGUCUUGCAGUGGAAUGGCCUCUUGCUUCAUCUGUGAAUAAUUCAUUUUUGAAGAGAAUGUCAUCUCAGACCAAAACUGUAGACUUUGAAGAAAUAAAUGUUUUGGAAUACUGUUUCCCUGAAGAAAGUCAGGAAGGAUCCCUACUAAUAAAUUAUGAAAACCAUGUUUCUGAAUGUACUGGUAUUAAUACAAAAGGCAUAACUAACAGAGAUGAAAAGAUACUGCAUAAUGAAGAGAAUGAAGCUGCUAAAAGGUUUUCCCCAUCCAUGCCUUAUAUAAUUACUGAUCAAUUUACCGGAAGUCAAAUGCAUUCAGCUUUGAUACCAGUGAAGGAAGUCCAGCCCAUAGAAGUGGUGGCAAGUGAUUUGUGUGGAUGCCGGCAGAAUCCAAUUAAAAAUGAAGAAAAUGACAAUGAGGAAGUGUUAAACCUGGAAGAUUUCAGUGAAAAGACACUGUUCAAUCCAUACCUUAAAAAUUCAGUUAAAACAAGGGAAUUCCUUGUUUCUGAGAGCUUGCCAGAGCGCAGUACGGAUGAAAGCAGAGACCAGUCAGGUGCCUUACUUCUUUUUCAACCAAAUGUUCUGGCACAAUCCUACAUAACAGUGGACAUGUUCAGGGUGGCCAAAGAUUGGUGUUCCUUGCUGCUGAGUUUAGUGUGUGAGGAGGUGACUGGCUCCCUCCAUUCACACUCGGACAGUCUGGAUGCUCAGGAAGCUUUAGAUGCAUGGAGGCUGGAGUCCAGAGCUACCGGCGGUGAUUGCUUAUCUGGGCGGAGCAGGGCAGAGAUUCAGGCUGCAGCCGCGCGUGAGAACAGGCUUCCUGUCAGCAAUUACAGCCCAUCCAUCGCAGGUCCGCCCCCGUGGGGACAAGGAACGGGAGACUGGGGCCGUUUCACGCGGAGCCGCUAUUGUGAGGCCCCAUCCGGGCACGGUGUGCCGGGCGGGAUCGGGGACAAUCCGAUCCGGGUGGCAGCAGGCGGGCGACCCGCUCAGGAGCCGGGGCUGGAGCAGUCAGCCGGCCGGCUGUUACGGGCGGCGUGUGCUGCCCUCUCCCGGCACGGCCCUGGCGGGCUGAACGGGCCACAGUGCCGGGAGAGGCCAGGAGUGGGGCUGUGCCGUGCCGUGCUGUGCCAUGCCGUGCCGUGCAGCGCCGUGCCGUGCUCUGCCGUGCUGUGCCAUGCCGUGCCGUGCCGUGGUGUGCUGUGCCGUGCUGUGCAGGACCAUGCUGUGCCGUGCAGCGCCGUGCCGUGCUCUGCCGUGCUGUGCCAUGCCGUGCCGUGCCGUGGUGUGCUGUGCCGUGCUGUGCAGGACCAUGCUGUGCCGUGCAGCGCCGUGCCGUGCUAUGCCGUGCUGUCCUUGCCGUGCCGUGCCGCUGAGAGCAGCGGGUCUGCAGCGCUCUGGGUCCCCAGGCGCUGCCCAGGCUGCCCCACGGCCCCAGCCCCACGGCGCUCCCUCGCUGGUCCCAGCACGGCUCUGCUCAGCUGCACCCCAGGAAGGCGUGCCCGGGCACUCACAGCCCUACGGACACUCCCGGAGCAGCUUCACUCGGGAUUCUGGCCCCAGAACCUGCUGCAUGACACUGCAGCCGGGUAA
This is a messenger RNA of Melozone crissalis (California towhee), 3558 nucleotides long. It is a transcript of the gene IL31RA, whose product is annotated as interleukin 31 receptor A. The record is from RefSeq and is a predicted model, not a curated record. The coding region runs from base 1 to 3558 and encodes 1185 amino acids. Gene Ontology annotation, molecular function: cytokine receptor activity; cytokine binding. Lineage: Eukaryota; Metazoa; Chordata; Aves; Passeriformes; Passerellidae. Gene Ontology annotation, cellular component: signaling receptor complex; external side of plasma membrane. Gene Ontology annotation, biological process: cytokine-mediated signaling pathway. The transcript is spliced from 18 exons.